Solanum pennellii is the source of this 1752-nucleotide messenger RNA. Its product is annotated as galactan beta-1,4-galactosyltransferase GALS3-like. The record is from RefSeq and is a predicted model, not a curated record. The transcript is spliced from 2 exons. Lineage: Eukaryota; Viridiplantae; Streptophyta; Magnoliopsida; Solanales; Solanaceae. Bases 139 to 1590 code for a protein of 483 amino acids.
AACCUUCCUUCACUAUUCCACAAAAGCAGCAUUGAUUAGAGAGAGAUUUCUGAUACAAAAACAGAGAGUAAAAAAUCUUGUUUGUUUGCUUCUUCUUUGUCUGCCAUUUUCUGUUAUUUCUAUUAGUACAAUUUUGUGAUGACCAAGGAGAAAGAGAGGAAAAUGUUUGUUGGUAUUGUAUGGAAUUGUGCAGCUGAACUCAAAUUUAUCCUUACUGCUAUACUUUUUCUUUUUUCCCUUAUUACUAUUCUUCAAUUCAUGCCUAUUCGUUUUUCAACUACUUGUAUUUCUGUUCCAUCUUUCGAUUCUGUUUCAGUUUCAAUCUCAGCUAUUAACGCCUCCACCGCUCUUCCUCCGCCGCCGCCUGCACUGGAAAAUGGAGUUAUUAAGCGUGCUUUCAACCCAUUUGGUUCUGCUGCGUAUAAUUUUAUAUUGAUGUCUGCUUAUAGAGGUGGAAUUAAUACUUUUGCUGUGAUGGGUUUAGCUUCCAAGCCUCUUCAUGUUUAUGGAAAACCCAGUUAUUUGUGUCAAUGGAUCCCCAAUACUAAUAUGCACAAACCCAUUAAUGUUACGGGUACCAAAAUCCUUCCAGAUUGGGGAUAUGGCAGAGUGUAUACUGUGUUAGUUGUAAAUUGCACUUUCCCAAUCCCAGUGAGUGAUGGCGGAAAGUUACUGAUUCACGCUACUACUAAUGGCGGUGGUGAUAGUGAAUUCAAUAGCACCGACACUUUUUUGGCUUUAACAGAAUCAGAGAAAGAUUUCACAAACUUCAUUUCAACAUUCAAUAAACCACCAAAGUACGAUUUCCUCUACUGCGGUUCGUCUUUGUAUGGUAAUUUGAGUCCACAGAGAGUACGGGAAUGGCUUGCAUUUCACGUUAGGUUGUUCGGAGUGAAGUCUCAUUUUGUAAUUCAUGAUGCUGGAGGUGUACACGAAGGAGUAAUGGCGGUGUUGAAACCAUGGAUUGAGAAAGGAUAUGUUACACUAGAGGAUAUCAGAGAUCAGGAAAGGUUUGAUGGCUAUUAUCACAAUCAAUUUCUCAUUGUGAAUGAUUGUUUGCAUAAAUACAGAUUUCAAGCCAAAUGGAUGUUUUUCUUCGAUGUGGAUGAGUUCAUAUUUGUACCUAAGAAGAGUACUAUCAAGUCUGUGGUUGAUUCGUUAUCGGAUUAUACACAGUUCACCAUUGAACAAAUGCCAAUGUCCAACAAGCUCUGUUUAGAAGAAGACCGCGGAAAAUCCUACAGGAAAUGGGGAUUUGAGAAACUAGUAUACAAGGACGUGAAGAGAGGAAUAAGAAGGGACAGGAAAUACGCGGUGCAACCGCGCAAUGUGAUAGCAACGGGGGUGCACAUGUCACAAAACACGGUGGGCAAGACGACUCACAAGACGGAAGGAAGGAUCAAGUAUUUCCACUAUCAUGGGACCAUAGCCGAACACAGGGAGCCAUGUCGACAGCUAGUCAACGCCACAACGAUCACCGUUGACCAAAUCCCGUAUGAAGUGGACUCAACCAUGAGAGACAUUGCUGGAACUGUGAAGAGAUUCGAGCUCAAGAUGAUUGGAUCUACACUACAAAAAACUAGACAAUAGUGAAUGAAGUCCAUAUUUACUACUUCUUUUGAGCUUCUUUUUCUGUAUGAUAAAUUUUUAUGUUAUUUUAAGAUUACCAUUUUUUUAAUUAGGUAUAGAAACAACAGAGACAGCUGGUACAUGUUUUGGUAUAAUAUUAUAGGUUUACAUUGGUGUUUUGUA